Messenger RNA from Closterium sp. Naga37s-1, 1421 nucleotides. NCBI's taxonomy places the organism in Eukaryota, Viridiplantae, Streptophyta, Zygnematophyceae, Desmidiales, Closteriaceae. The record is from the annotation of a GenBank genome assembly.
GAGAUGACAUCAGCACACCAGGCCUCACCCUGUGCCUCGUCCCCUGGGCCGACUGUCUCAAUCACAGCAGCACUGCCACCGUCCUCUCCUGCCUAACCUACGACCCAGAAUCCCGGACCGCCAGGCUCGGCGCGCACCGAGCCUACGCGCCAGGCUCGGAGGUGUUUGACUCGUACGGCCCGUGGCUGAGCCCCAGGCAGCUGUAUCUGGACCAUGGGUUUGUGGAUGAAGUGGUGUUUGAGGGGAUUCUGGCUUCUAACGAGACGACUCUUAACGAAGCAUUCCUUAGGGAAGAGGCAGGAAGGGAGGAGCGAGAGGAAGGGGAUCAGGAUGAAGGGGAGGAGGAUGAGGAGUGGGAGGGGGAUGAGAUGGAGGAAGUGGGAGCGGAAGUGGAGCAGGGCAGCUGGAUGGGGUUUACGGCCCACAUCGACCACGUGAUUGAGUUGCCUGCGAACACCUUGGGUCACAUCAACAGCACUCUCAACGCGUCCCUGCUGGAGGCAGCAGGUCUUCCCAUUGGUGAGUGUAAGGCCUCCGCAGCCCACCUGUCCGCUGCUUUUGACAGGCCCCCCUCCCACCAUCGGGCCCCCCUCCCACCAUCGGGCCCCCCUCCCACCAUCGGGCCCCCCUCCUACCAUCGGGCCCCCCUCCCACCUCGUCCCACCUUGACCCCCCUCCCACCUCGGCCUCUCCUCCCUCUUCACACCCACUCCCCUCCCCUCUUCACACCCACUCCCCUCCCCUCUUCACAUCCACUCCCCUCCCCUCUUCACACCCACUCCCCUCUCCUGGUCCUUGCUCCCCUUUCUCCUCUUCCCCACUACAGACUCUUCCCGCUUCUCGCUCACUCCCGCCGGCUCUGGCAGCAUGAUGACAGCAUGCUGCCUUGCCUUGCUGUCAUCAUGCCGCCAGGGGCCAGGGCCAAGGGCCAAGGGCCGCCCUGGCUUCCCCUGACCUCCUCCACUCCCCAUUUCCCCCUUCCCCUUUUUAAUCCCUUCCCCACUACAGACUCUUCCCGCUUCUCUCUCACUCCCGCCGGCCCUGAUGACAGCAUAGUGACGUGGCUAAGGGCCGCCCUGGCUUCUCCUGCUGAGCUGGCAGCGGCUGGCUGGCGCCACGUGGACGCCUCUGAUUGGCUGAGCGGCGGCCGCAGCUGGCGGUUGGAGCAGAGAGCAGCGGCAGCAAUGGGGAGAAUUGCUGGGGGAGGUGUGACCGGGGAGGGAACUGAGAGAGAGGUAUACCUCCACCUCAUCUCCGCCGCUCGAUCCCAGCUGCAAGGGUACCGAGCAACCAUAGACGAGGACAUUACCCUACUGUUCAACGCCCCGCAUAGCAAGGCACCUGAGAGAUGGGCGGUCGCAGCAGUAUUAAGUGAGAAGCUGGCGCUUGCUGGUGCUAUUCAGGCGAUGCAAUCCCUUUGA